UUAGUUCAAUUCCUACACUGGGUGUUGUAGCAACCUGGAUAGCGUGUUAAACCAGACUUUAGAGUUAUCAAAUCUCAUACAAACCAAAAACUCACUUUGAUUUUAGCUCAGCAUUUGUUUUCAGUUACACUUAAUAGUGGGAUAAAACUCAUGUAGAAAGUGAUGCUUUUGAGUGAAAUCAUUUGUCCCUAGAUCCACAAAUCCAAAAAGCAUAAAAGUGACCUGGGGUUUAAAAAAUAACGUGACAAAGUAACAAAAAAGUGACUUUGACGCAGAAGAAAUGAGUGGCUGAGCGAUGAUAUCUUCUCUCAAGCAUUUUGAUUCGGAGGUUGGUUCUAAACCUGGAGAUUGGAGGAAUCAGAACAAAAAUCCUCAAGAUUGGAGGGAGCAGGAAUCGCCUCCAUUAACCUGGAAUGAAGCUCCUAUAGGGGUUGGAAGUGGUGGUUCCUCUGGGUUUGAUUCAGAUUCUGCUCCUAGUUCGAUAACCUACCAGUCUAGCCUGUCAACCCGGGCACCUCUAUCAGAUUUUACGGAACAGGGUGCCCGGCCCAAAUCCUCGGGAAUGACCAAACUGUCCUCUAUCGAGGUUCACAGGGAAGAGUCUGGCUUAUUUCCGCUUCGCCCUGCUGGAGGUAUCCACCGUAAUAGAGAUGAGACCAGUUCAAGUUCACUUCGUCCUGUUCAUGGUCCUCAACGUAGUACAGAUCUAUCUGAACAUUCAGGAGGGUUAAGUGAUGCCGGAUACCACUCCCUUGUUCCAUCAAGAUCACCGACUGUAUCCUACAAUCCGUCAUCAUCACCCUCAUCAUAUCCUAGGUCUCCGUCUACAUCAUUCAGUACUUCUUCAUUUGACACUUCUUCAACAGGAGGGAAGACGAGCUCUGCGGUUUGGAACGUACGCGCAACACGUGAUACUUGUCCCUCUAGCCUCAGCCCGAGGCAUCCCCGCUCUUAUAGACGAUCCACAACACCCCUUAUCAACAAGAACAAGUUAAUAAAAAAGUGUCAGUUUGACAAGCUACCAGAUGGCCUGGUGGUUAAGAUUAUCUCAUAUUUAACCUCAGUCGAUAUCAUCAAUAUUUCUCGGACUUGUAAACGCUUGUAUUUCCUAUCCUGGGAGCCAGACCUUUGGACAAGUUUAACUUUGACCUCAGCCAAUAUUGAGACAGACCGAGCUAUCAAAUCCAUUUUGGAGAUAUUAUCACGAAACUCUGGGUUAAGCUCUGUUCGUAGCGUGUGCUUGAACGGGUCAACACGACUGACCGACCGAGGGCUUGGUGUAUUGGCCCGGCGGGCCGGCCUCCUCAGACAGCUUGAGGUUCAGUAUUGUCCUGGAGUUACAAAUGGUGGACUUCUUGAUCUUGUUUCUAGGUGCCCUCACCUCGUGCAUCUAGAUAUUACAGGAUGUCCUAUGGUGACCACAGUAAGUUUACCGGUGCAUCCCUCGAAGCCUAGACCAAGCCUAGCCCUUGAGUAUCUGGAUCUAAGUGACUGUAACGGUGUGGACGAUACCAGUGUUCGUUUAGCGGUAGAGAACUGUCCUCAAAUACAAUAUCUUUUUUUGAGAAGAUGCAGUAAUCUUACAGAUACCAGCCUAAAGUAUGUUGCUUCAUACUGCCUAAUGCUGAGAGAGCUCAGUAUAUCUGAUUGCUCUAGGAUUACUGAUUCUGGUUUAGCAGAACUAGCAAAGCUUGGUCCCAGUUUAAGAUACUUGUCUGUGGCGAAAUGUCACCAAUUGACCGACACUGGGGUUAAACAGUUGGUCCGACACUGCUAUAAACUUAGAUACCUGAACCUGCGAGGAUGUGAGCGUAUCUCCGACCUCGCUGUGGAGGCAAUGUCCAAGUCCUGCUCGAGACUACGUUCCCUCGACAUUGGGAAGUGCGACGUAACUGACCUUGGUCUCCGGGACUUGUCGGUCAACUGUCCCAACCUAAAGAAGCUGAGUGUCCGCGGUUGCGAGAUGGUAACUGAUCAAGGAUUGAUCAAUAUAGCAUAUUACUGCAGGGGAUUACAGCAGCUUAAUAUACAGGAUGUAAUGGGAGUUACAGUAGAAGGUUACAGAAACGUAAAGAAGUAUUGCAGAAAGUGUAUUAUUGAACAUACAAACCCUGGUCUAGGCUAGUUGCACAAAAUAAACAUUGAUGAAUGGUGAAAAAGUUACAAAGCGAAAAACAGUUCUGACGCUAAAAAAUGUGAACCUGAAAAGAUGUAAAAUUUGGGAUCCGUGAAAAAAAGUUCAAAAAGCUGCCAUAAUUAUCUGCAAACUAUAAAAUGCAAGUUUUCCGCACGGUCUGUGAUUUGUUUAAAUAUUUGCAUAAGAUUAUAUAUUCAUCUAGUCAGUGUAUUUAAAAUAAAUAAAUUUUACAACAUC
Eurytemora carolleeae is the source of this 2374-nucleotide messenger RNA. RefSeq names its product F-box/LRR-repeat protein 7. The transcript has 11 exons. Gene Ontology annotation, biological process: SCF-dependent proteasomal ubiquitin-dependent protein catabolic process. The record is from RefSeq and is a predicted model, not a curated record. Lineage: Eukaryota; Metazoa; Arthropoda; Copepoda; Calanoida; Temoridae. The coding region runs from base 296 to 2125 and encodes 609 amino acids. Gene Ontology annotation, molecular function: protein binding. Gene Ontology annotation, cellular component: SCF ubiquitin ligase complex.